Molecule: messenger RNA, 1785 nt
Organism: Williopsis jadinii
Lineage: Eukaryota; Fungi; Ascomycota; Saccharomycetes; Phaffomycetales; Wickerhamomycetaceae
Gene: PRM15
Product: phosphoribomutase PRM15
Exons: 2
Coding region: 1-1785 (594 amino acids)
Biological process (GO): purine ribonucleoside salvage; carbohydrate metabolic process
Molecular function (GO): magnesium ion binding; phosphopentomutase activity
Source: RefSeq, a predicted model, not a curated record
AUGAGUGAUUACACAAUUGAUGAGCUGGUGAAGCAGUGGUUAGCAGUGGACCGGAAUACAGAGACAAGAAGGGAGAUCCAACACCUCUUCAACACGUCUAAUAAUGUGGAGUUGGAGCACAGGCUGCGUAAGCGUAUCCAUUUCGGCACUGCUGGGCUGAGGGCCAGAAUGGGCGCUGGUUUUGCCCUAAUGAAUGAUGUUACUGUGCUGCAGGCAUCGCAAGGUCUAGCACAAUACGUCUUGAGCGUCCAUAAAGGUGGAGAGCCUGUGGUUGUUGUUGGCCAUGAUCACCGGUUGAAUUCGAAGAGGUUUGCAGAGAUCACUGCGACAGCGUUUAUACUGAAGGGGUUCGAUGUGAAGUUCCUGUCGGAUAGUGAUAUCGAUAAGGGUCUUGUUCCAACUCCGUUGGUUCCAUUUGCGGUGGAUUUGUACAAGGCAACGUGUGGUGUCAUGAUCACCGCCUCUCACAAUCCUGCUUUGGACAAUGGUUAUAAAGUGUACUGGAAUAACGGGUGUCAGAUCAUACCACCGGUCGAUCAAGAGAUUGCCAAUGAGAUCUUGAAUAAUUUGAAACCUGCUGAGCGAGCAUAUGACUUGGAAUACGUGAUGCAGCAGGCUUAUCAGGACACACAUCUGUCAUAUGUCAAGGAAGAUGUGAUUCAAAAGUAUAUUGACCAUAUCAGAUCGACCCUUGUAUUUAAAAAAGUUGAUAUCCCCUUUGUCUAUACCCCAAUGCAUGGUGUUGGCUUGGAAGUGUUCAGCAAAGCUUCGAGCCUUCUUGGUAUAUCGAAUUUGAAAUCUGUCAGGGAACAGAGCAUACCCGACCCACUUUUCCCAAGCGUGAAGUUUCCAAAUCCAGAGGAAAAAGGUGCUUUAGAUUUGGCCAUCAGAACUGCUACACAGGAAAACGUUGCUUUGGUUCUUGCAAACGAUCCAGAUGCUGACAGAUUCAGCUGUGCGGUCAAAGAUUCCAGGGGUAAUUGGAGACAGUUAACGGGUAAUGAGCUGGGUUAUCUUUUUGCAUCUUACAUGCUUCAAACUGUUGAUAAGACGAAAUGGGAUAAAGUGUACUUGUUGAACUCCACUGUUUCAUCGCAGAUGAUUCGCUCGAUGAGUGAAACCCUGGGCUGUCAUUAUACAGAUACGCUCACCGGAUUCAAAUGGAUAGGGAACAAGGCCAUCGAGUUAGAAGGAGAUGGAUAUAUAGUUCCAUUUGGGUUUGAGGAAGCAAUUGGAUUUAUGUUCCCAGGCAUCCACGACAAAGACGGUAUCUGCGCAGCAAUUGUGUUCUUACAGAUGGCUCAGCAGUGGUAUGAAGAGGGCACGAAUGCAUUGGACGUACUAGAGGAUGGCUUCAAGAAGUUCGGGUACUUCAAGGAGUAUAAUUCGUACUACACGGUCCACGACCCCUCCUAUACUAAGACGAUAUUUGACAAGUUUAUAAGAUCAAGUUAUGACGAGUACCCAGAACGUAUUGGUCGGUUCAACGUGGGCUACUGGAGAGAUCUCACAAUUGGCUACCAACUGGGCACUGCAGACAAUAAGCCUGACCUGCCAGUGGACCCUACUUCUCAGAUGAUAACAGGAAGGUUGUACUUGCCGGAAGAGAAGGACGUUGUUGUGAGCUUCACCAUGAGAGGCUCAGGCACUGAACCUAAGCUGAAGGUGUACGUCGAGGCACAGGCGUCCACGGGCGAAAAGGCUACGAAUCUUUCAAUAGAAGUAUGGAAGACCCUGAGAUCACAAUGGUUCAAGCCUGAAGUGACCGGACUGAAAGAAGCAUAG